Molecule: messenger RNA, 1363 nt
Organism: Arabidopsis lyrata subsp. lyrata
Lineage: Eukaryota; Viridiplantae; Streptophyta; Magnoliopsida; Brassicales; Brassicaceae
Exons: 2
Coding region: 197-1363 (388 amino acids)
Source: RefSeq, a predicted model, not a curated record
AGUGUUGUGCGUAAAAAGGAAUCAAAUUUAGUGAAAGAUUGCCAUUUUUGGGAUGUUGCAUCUCGAGUUAAUUUAGUGAAAUGGAAGAAAUAUUAUGUAUGGAAAUUUUCCAAAGGCAAACCCUUCUGAAGUCUUUGAAUAAGAGAGAAAAUAAAUUAGGGUUGUUUCGGACAGAGAAAGAAGAUAGACAAAAAAAAUGGCUCUGUUUCUCAACCGCGUCUUGACGCUCUCUGUAAGAUACAUUCAUCUCUCACACAUCAGAAUUUCUUUAUUCCUCUUACUUUAUGUACUAAUGAUUUAUGUAUGUCCACAGGGACGCAGGGACAAUGCUCGUUUUUUCUCAUCAUUGCCGCAGUUCCCGUAUUUGCUAAUGGGCGGUAAGAAGUUUGGAGAGUCUCCGGAGGGUAAAAUCAGGAAGCACAGGUUAUUUGAUCCGACAACUGAAGAGACAGUGUAUAGCAAAGAGAAGACGAUUCCCAAGAAGCUCAAUGGGCAACCUCUCGUGGGAGCAUCACAAGGUUGGAUAGCUUCUCUGGAGAACAAAGACCUUACCGUGCAUAUCACGGAUGUGUACAAGCCAUGGCUCUCAUCUUCAAAAGUAAUAUCAUUGCCUUCAAUUGGGUUUAAACCCUCAACACAUGCAACGAGAGUGUCUUUCUCUUCUUCUGAUCCUGUCCAAGACGACUUUUCCGUGGCUGCAAAGUUCGACGAGUAUCGGCUAAGUGUAUGUAGGCCUUGUUGGGACUCUAAGUGGACUCACAUCGAGACAGCUUAUUCUCUUUUACCAGCCUCUGAUCUCAUGUAUUCCAAGAGAGACAAAGUCUUCUACUUUACCAGUUUUAAGGGUAACUACAUGGCUUCCUUGGAUCUCAGCAACAACUUCGAGCCCGAGUAUCAACACUUACGCCUUCGAAACCUGCCUAAGAUCCCAGAGGUAGGUUGGGAGAUGUUGGAUAAAUGUUUCAUGACCCACCACUUAGUGGAGUCUCCCUCUGGUGAAAUUUUCUUCAUCAAGUGGUAUACACAGUGCAUUCACAAAGAGGACAAAGAUGGGGAUUUGGAAUAUAUCCACAGCAGUACCAAGCGGUUCAUGAUCUUUAGGCAAGAUGGGAUGAGCAAAGACUUUUGUUACACGGAAGAUAUUGGAGAUCUCUGCAUCUUCCUUAGUGAGAGUGAAGCCUUCUGUCUCUCGGCAAGCUUGUACCCUAGGCUCAAACCUAACUCCAUCUAUUACAUUGGUCCUAGACUUGGUUCUUACGAUCUGGCUUCUGGUACGGACCGUCCCUUCACCUUCGAUCGCCUUGGUGAUCCCUCGCUGGUCCGUACCCCUUUCUGGCUUCAUCCCACUGAUCCCAUUGCUUAA